CCAUCCACAAAAAUGGAUAAACAAAAAUCUACAGAAAGUGUUCAUCUUCCAAUCGACUAUCUUAUAAGCCAAACUCCCGCCAUUUUUGAACCACAAUCUAGCAUCGAAACAGCAGCCAGCACUAGCAGCAAUACCCCAUCAGUGUCCGGACCACGGCAAGCGAACCGGGCACCUGAAAAGAGACUGACCCUCUUCGCCCUACGCCUUGCGGUUCUGGAGAAAGCAGCCACUGGGCUAGGAACACUCGGGUUUAUCUGGGCUACUGUCGUUUUACUCGGUGGCUUCGCCAUCACCAUUGACCAGACCGAUUUCUGGUUCAUCACUAUUAUUCUGCUGAUCGAAGGUACCCGAAUCUUUAGUCGAAGUCACGAGCUUGAAUGGCAGCAUCAGUCCACUUGGUCAUUAGCCGAUGCCGGGAUCAACAGUUUUCGUGCAGUCAAGUCUCGGUCACAUGUAGCAUUCCGAGCUCUAUUCCGAGCCGGCCCAACCAGUAGAGCGGUUAAAGUUAAAGAGAGUCCACAUCCGAGAAACUGGAAGAAAACGACGACGUUGACUCGGACAUGGACGAGCUCAGACGUCCCACUUCUUCCGUACGGUCAAUGGGUGUUCUUGUCCAGAAACAUCAGCAGGCUUCUCUACUGGCUGCAGUUAGCAUCAGCGACCGCCUGUGUUGUUCUGUCGCUAAUAAAGCUUGUGAAACAGAACUAUGGGGAGAUACAGAAAGGAGAUACUGAUAAAAGAAACAGAAAGUCAGCAUUGACUAUAUUCUAUACAUUGGCUUUGGCAGAGGCAUUGUUGUUUCUUUUGGAGAAAGCUUACUGGGAAUGGAAGGUGAUGUGCAAGAAGAUACUGGACCGCGUUAAUGAGGAAUGCGAGCUCGGGCCGGUUGGGGUGGUUUCGGUUAGGAGGUUUUUCUAUGAUGCGUACUCGAAAUGUGUUAACGGAAGCAUCUUUGAUGGGUUGAAAAUGGAUUUGGUGUCAUUUGCAAUGGAACUUUUGGGUUCGGACUCGUCCGAUGAGCAGCUGAUUGGUGUUCGAAUCUUGGAAAAGUUCACGAAAAAUCCGAGGUUUUGUGAAGAUACUCUGCAGAAAAUAGGUAUCACAAUAAGUGUGAUAGAUCGAUUGGUCGAAAUGUUAAACUGGAAAGACGCACAGCAGGAAGAGAUCAGAAGAUCUGCAGCAGAAAUCCUGGCGAAACUAGCUGGCAAGAAACAGAACUCUCUUCGGGUUGCGGGGAUUCCUGGGGCCAUGGAAUCUAUAUCUAGUCUGUUGCAUAUCCACAGUGUGACAAAUUGCGGUGAAAUUGUGAAACAGGAAGUGGUUCAGGACAACGAAAGUUAUGGGUACUGGGGGUUCAAUGAAUUGGGCCUGCAGAUCUUGAAAAAACUUGCGCGUGAUCAUGACAAUUGUGCCAAGAUUGGGAACACGAAGGGGCUGUUGGCGAAGAUCAUAGAUUUCACGCGUGCAGGCGAGAGACUGUUGAAGGACGAACGGGUCACAGAAUCACAGAUUCUGGUUGUGAAGAGAUCGUUGCAGGUUGUGAAAAUGUUAGUGAGCACGACGGGCAGUACGGGCAGACAGCUGAGGGCAGAGAUAUCCGAGGUGGUGUUCACCAUUAGUUACAUACGAGAUAUAUUAAGAUUCGGUGAGAGACACCCAAUGUUGCAAAAACUCGGGAUAGAAAUUUUAACAAGUUUGGCAUUGGAAGCGGAUGCUACAGAGAGGAUUGGAGGAACGGGCGGAGUGUUGAAGGAGUUGUUGAAUAUUUUCUUUAAGCGGGAGAUGCCCGCAGAUCAGAAUCAUGUGAGGAUUGCAGCUGGGGAAGCGCUUGCAAUGCUGGCAUUCGAAAGUGCAAACAACUGUCAUAGGAUCUUGAAACUCAAAGUUCUUGAGAAGCUUGUUGAUGCAUUAGAUGACCCGUUGCUGAGAAUAAACUCAGCAAGGAUUCUAAGAAAUUUAUGUAGUUACAAUCGACCAGAGUGCUUUCAGCAGCUAAGAGGCGUGAUCACCGCUGCACCUAUUGUACUAAUGGAGAUCAUGACAGAAGAAAACAAGCUGCAGGAAGUGAUGGUUGGACUAGCAGCACAUGUCUUUAAAUUCAUGUCAUCCGAAGAAGCUAGUGCCAUGUUCAAAAGAGUUGGAAUCCAACAAGUUGAUCUAGCCAGGACAUUGAUGCAAAUCUUGAAGAAGUAUCCACAACCACUGACCAAGACUCCGAGAAUAAGGAGAUAUGUGGUGGAGUUGGCGAUUUGGAUGAUGAAAGAUUCGCGUGCAAAUAUUCAGGUAUUCAAGAAUCUCACGUUUGAACGAGAGCUUGAAGGGAUUACAGAGACCACAUCAGAGGUAGAAAGCUUUAGCAUUUUCUCAGGGGCAAUUGGAUUGAGCAGGUACAGGAUCUCCAUUCAUUCAUUAGUUGAGACAGCAAUGAACUUGCUGGCAGAUGAUUUUUAAGACUGAAAUAUGUUUGUAACUAAUAUAUCAUUUUUUAUAUAUGUUUGUAUUUAAAAUGGUGUUAUGUUAAAUACUUGAGCCUUUUACUUA
Helianthus annuus (common sunflower) is the source of this 2541-nucleotide messenger RNA. RefSeq lists its product as uncharacterized. NCBI's taxonomy places the organism in Eukaryota, Viridiplantae, Streptophyta, Magnoliopsida, Asterales, Asteraceae. Gene Ontology annotation, molecular function: protein binding. The record is from RefSeq and is a predicted model, not a curated record. The transcript has 3 exons. The coding region runs from base 13 to 2451 and encodes 812 amino acids.